Molecule: messenger RNA, 1590 nt
Organism: Exophiala xenobiotica
Lineage: Eukaryota; Fungi; Ascomycota; Eurotiomycetes; Chaetothyriales; Herpotrichiellaceae
Exons: 2
Coding region: 1-1590 (529 amino acids)
Molecular function (GO): oxidoreductase activity, acting on paired donors, with incorporation or reduction of molecular oxygen; heme binding; iron ion binding
Source: RefSeq, a predicted model, not a curated record
AUGGCCCACGAGAUAGGGCUUGAUGAUACAUCGUACCUCUCGCGGGUUCAGAAUUUCGCUCUUACAUAUCCCUUGCAUAUUGUCACUGCGCUGAUCGUCUUCCACCUGCUUCGCAACAAGUUCCAGUUCCAUCUUGUUAGCAUACCAGGGCCUACUCUUGCGGCAUAUUCCAAGUUCUGGAGGGUCUAUAAUGUCUGGAAUGGUCAGGCACAUCAAACAGCAAUAGACUUGCACCGGAAGCAUGGCCCCCUCGUGCGUAUUGCACCGAAUGUCAUAUCUGUGGGGGAUUACUCCUAUAUUCAAAUCAUCUACAAUAUCAAGGAGAACUACACUAAGAGUGAUUUCUAUCCUCUUCAGUACAUUACCUGGAAGAAGAAGAUCGUGAUGAACAUCUUCUCCACCCAAAACCCUGACGAGCACAGAUCUCAGAAGCGAAAGAUUGGAGCUGCCUUUACGCUACCGAAUCUACUGCAGUCGGAAGGAGCUAUAGACUCCUGUAUCCGUCUGUUCACACAACGUCUAGACGGACUUGUCGAAAAAGGCCAUCCUAUCGAUUUGGGAGCCUGGCUACAAUACUUUGCUUUCGACGUCGUGGGCGAGUUUACUUUUGCUCGAAAGCUCGGCUUUCUGGACCAGGGUAAGGACGUUGACGGAAUGAUCAAAGGUAUCGAGGGAACCCUCGCCUAUGUGGCCUUGUGCGGCCAAGUCCCCGAAUAUCAUAAACUACUUCGAGGGAACCCCCUGUUGUCGCUGUUAACGCCCGCCAUGGAGACUUACAAUCAAGUACUACUCUUCACCUUGAAGACGAUCAAUGAACGGGCCCUGGUUAAAAACGGUGAACUGAUCAGCGCAGACACAGGAGGAAGAGAUAUGCUUUCCAAAUGGGCACAUGUCAAAUCAUCCGACCCUACCAAGAUGGACACCAAAGACGUUAUGGUACAUACUUCGACCAAUGUUUUCGCAGGAAGCGACACUACCGCCAUAGCCCUCCGAGCAGUAAUUUACUACCUAUGUCGAAGUCCAGGCUGCAUGAAGAAAGUGCUUAAGGAACUUGCGGCCGCCGAGAAAGCUGGAAAACUGAGCACUAUAAUCACCUACAAAGAAUCCAACACCGAGCUUCGCUAUUUCCAUGCUGCGAUCAAAGAGGCAAUGCGGAUACAUCCAUCCGUCGGAUUCCUUCUCGAACGACACGUACCGCCAGAGGGUGCUGUCAUCUGCGGACAUUUCAUACCUGGUGGUACGAUCGUCGGCAUCAAUCCCUGGGUGACUAAUCGAGAUGCUUCAAUCUUCCCUGACCCCGACAAAUUUAUGCCUGAGCGAUGGCUAGAGACACCGGAAUCACGGCUAAAAGUGAUGGAGAGUGUCGUUGAGUACAACUUCGGCGCUGGGAGCAGAAAGUGUAUUGGAAGGAAUAUCUCGGUCAUCGAAUUGCAGAAAGUCCUACCGCAGCUGUUCAGGGAGUACAAGAUCGAGCUAAGCCACCCAGAGGAAGAAUGGCGCAUCAAGAACCACUGGUUUGUGCAGCAGGACGGAUUGAUUUGCGACCUGACCAAAAGAACAGGAUGGGACGAUUUGGAUCUGGCUUGUUGA